Molecule: messenger RNA, 1191 nt
Organism: Elaeis guineensis (African oil palm)
Lineage: Eukaryota; Viridiplantae; Streptophyta; Magnoliopsida; Arecales; Arecaceae
Source: RefSeq, a predicted model, not a curated record
ACCUCCUAGGUCUCCUUCUCGCCAGAUCCGUCAAAACCAAACCCCCCCACAACGGCAGCCGAGAUUUCGUUCUGCCGAUCGGAACCCAAGUCUCAACUUUUCCAAUCCUCCUAACUCUCUGAAAAAAAAAAAAAACAUGGAGCCGGUAGGUCUUUCUUCUGCGAGCAGUAAAGAUUCGACAAGCUUGGAUGUUGGCUCUGAAAGAACCCUGUACCCAUAUGUGACUGGUACUUCAGUAUUAGGUGUGAAAUAUAAAGAUGGAGUUGCCUUGGCUGCUGAUUUGGGAGGAUCUUAUGGAUCUACUUUAAGGUACAAGAGCGUGGAGCGUAUAAAAGCUAUUGGUAAACAUACUCUUCUUGGAGCAAGUGGAGAAAUUAGUGAUUUUCAAGAGAUUUUGCGUUAUCUUGAUGAGCUUAUCCUGUAUGAUAACAUGUGGGAUGAUGGGAACUCACUGGGUCCUAAGGAGAUUCACAACUAUCUGAAUCGAGUGAUGUAUAAUAGACGCAACAAAUUUAAUCCUCUGUGGAACUCACUUGUUAUCGGUGGAGUGAAAAAUGGGCAAAAAUAUCUUGGAAUGGUUGGCAUGAUUGGUACACAUUUUGAGGACAACCAUGUUGCUACUGGAUUUGGAAAUCAUCUUGCAAGGCCAAUAUUUCGUGAUGAAUGGCGCGAGGACAUGACAUUUGAAGAAGCUGUUAGGCUGCUGGAAAAGUGCUUGCGUGUACUUUUAUAUCGUGACAGAUCAGCUAUCAACAAGUUCCAGAUUGCAAAGAUCACAGAUGAAGGGGUGACUAUAUCUCAACCCUACUCUUUGAAGACCUUUUGGGGGUUCUCUGCCUUCAAAGAUCCAACCAAGGGUGCUGAGGGAUCAUGGUAGACGCUUUAUAUCAUGCGUUUCAGCUAAACUUGAACGUCACAUAAAACUGAAGGUGUUGAAAAAGUACUGUACUUCUUAAAGUUGUGCUCCAACUGUUUUCUUUGUGAUGGUGAGGGGAUAUUGAAGAUGAUGCUGGAUAUUUACGUUAAGAUGGUAUGCCCAAAAUCAUGUCGUUGUGCUUGAUCAAUUCCAAGCUUAUGAGAGGUCAGCAGUGUUGUGAUGCUUGAAAUGAUUUUCAGACUGGUAGUUUGUCCAGAAAGAACCAUUUUAUUUGCCAGCGAAGGGCGGUAAUUUCUUCAUACGUUGGCUUACAA